GACACGAAGGCCGCCGAGGGAGGCUGCUGCCCCUUUGGCACGCUGUCCGCGGGGCCUGGCAGCUGCGUGGAGGCCAGCUGUGAGAGCAAGCUCCAGUACCACUGCGGCAGCGAUGCUUCUGCGGCGCCCGCCUGCGCAGAGGAGCCCACGGCACCAGCGGAGCUGGGCGCGAGCAUCACCGGCACGGUGACCAGGUGCGCCAAGGGCAGCGCGGUGUGCUACGCACUCGACAGCCAGCCUUUGUCGGGGUCGUGGGAGUGGGUGUACAAGAAGAAGGACAGGCUGUACCUCGCGCGCGGCUGCGACUCGGACCCCGGCCCGGACCCCGCCCCCAUCAGCGGCGCCGCGGGCAGCCACGGGCUGGUGGCGCUGCUGCUCCCGGGGCUGCUGCUGCCUGCCGCGGGGCUGCUCUCCGCCGCGUAG
Molecule: messenger RNA, 423 nt
Organism: Prorocentrum cordatum
Lineage: Eukaryota; Dinophyceae; Prorocentrales; Prorocentraceae
Source: the annotation of a GenBank genome assembly